This is a messenger RNA of Pichia kudriavzevii, 1056 nucleotides long. RefSeq lists its product as uncharacterized. The coding region runs from base 1 to 1056 and encodes 351 amino acids. The transcript has a single exon. Gene Ontology annotation, molecular function: dimethylallyltranstransferase activity; (2E,6E)-farnesyl diphosphate synthase activity. Lineage: Eukaryota; Fungi; Ascomycota; Pichiomycetes; Pichiales; Pichiaceae. The record is from RefSeq and is a predicted model, not a curated record. Gene Ontology annotation, cellular component: cytoplasm. Gene Ontology annotation, biological process: trans, trans-farnesyl diphosphate biosynthetic process.
AUGGAUAAGGCUAUCGGAAAGAAGAAGUUUCUAGACUUAUUCCCAGAACUUGUUGAUGAGUUAUUGGAUGUUCUGAGGGAGAAUGGCAUGCCCAAGGAUGCAAUCACCUGGUUUGAAAACAACCUAAAUUACAACACACCAGGUGGUAAAUUGAACAGAGGCUUAUCCGUGGUUGAUACAUAUGCAUUGUUGAAAGGGUUCAAGUCGUAUGACGACUUUGAGCCAAGUGAAUAUAAGAAGGCUGCAAUUUUGGGAUGGUGCAUUGAACUACUACAAGCGUAUUUCUUAGUUGCGGAUGAUAUGAUGGAUCAGUCCAUUACCAGAAGAGGCCAACCUUGUUGGUACAGAGUAGAGGGUGUUAAGGAGAUUGCAAUCAAUGACGCCUUUAUGUUGGAAGGUGCAAUCUACAUAUUGUUGAAGAAGUACUUCAGAGAGAACGAGUAUUAUGCUGAUUUGUUAGAUCUAUUCCACCAAGUCACAUUCCAAACCGAGAUGGGUCAAUUAUUGGAUUUAAUCACGGCACCAGAAGACCAUGUUGAUUUGUCCAAAUUUUCUCUUGAAAAACAUUCAUUUAUUGUUAUUUACAAGACAGCAUUCUACUCAUUCUAUUUACCAGUUGCCCUAGCCAUGUAUAUGGCUGGUGUCACUGAUGAGAGGGAUUUCAAGCAAGCAAGAGACGUUUUGAUUCCAUUGGGUGAAUACUUCCAAAUUCAAGAUGAUUACUUGGACUGUUUUGGUAAGCCCGAAGAUAUUGGCAAGAUUGGUACCGAUAUCCAAGAUAACAAGUGUUCUUGGGUUGUUAAUACUGCAUUGAAGAUCUGUACACCACAACAGAGGAAAAUGUUGGACGAAAACUAUGGUCGGAAGAAUCCAGACAACGAGAAGGUAUGUAAGGAUCUCUUCUAUGAGUUGAAGAUUGAUUCCCUCUAUCACGACUAUGAGGAACAGGUUGCAAAGAAGUUGCAAGAACAAAUCAAGGAAAUCGAUGAAUCUAGAGGUUUCAAGGGCCAGGUUCUUACUGCAUUCUUCAACAAGAUCUACAAGCGUUCUAAAUAA